AUGAAGGCCUUCAACCUCCAAAAUCCCGAUAGCCUUGGUCAUCUGAGUACGGGUAACGGCUUUGUCCCUAACUUGAAAUGGAGCUCUUCCGACUCUAAAACGCGGCUCUUCCUAGCUGGCUGGGUGCGCGGGCAAGUCAUCCAGGAUCUACUCCAGAGUCAUGACAUCUCCGGCGCACAACAGCAUCUAAAAAAGCGCGCCAUCUGGGAGCUAUACUGGCAUCGCGUGGUGAGAACCCCCUAUUCACCUCAUUCUAGCGGAAUGGGUUUCCUAUACGCCGGUUCCCUCCUACUCUCCGGAGUAGAUGAGAAUGGCCAGUCCACGACCGAAAAGCUGGAGACAGAUGACAUAUGGUACUUCCCGAAGGGUGUCGCGCAUAAUGUGCAAGGUCUAGAUGACGAGAAUGAAUACCUUCUAGUCUUUGAUGACGGUGGCUUUGAAAAGGUCGGUACAACAUUCAUGGUCGAUGACUGGAUAACCCACACACGACUCGACAUUCUUGCGAAAAUCUUAGGCGUUGAUCCUUCGGUCUUCGACAAGGUGCCGGAGAAUUCAUACGUGUAUCACACAUACAAACAUCCUUCGGAGCCUGUCCCUGGAAGUGGUGGUACGUUCAGGAAGAUUGACUCGAGAAAUAUCCCCGUCAGCCAGACUAUAGCUGCUGCGCUGGUGGAGCUUGAGCCGAAAGGACUGAGGGAGUUGCAUUGGCUUCCGAAUGCGGAAGAAUGGCUUUACUUACAUCAGGGUAAUGCGCGUGCUACUGUCUUUUUAGGGGAUUCAGAGGCUCGCACUUUUGGCUUUACCGCUGGUGAUACCGCUGUCGAGAUCUACAAGAGUGACAGGGUCGCAGAUAUCUCGUUGGCACAAUGGCUUGCUCUUACUCCCGCCGAUGUCGUGGCCACUACCUUGAAAGUCGAUAUCUAA
Messenger RNA from Aspergillus alliaceus, 924 nucleotides. RefSeq names its product RmlC-like cupin domain-containing protein. Lineage: Eukaryota; Fungi; Ascomycota; Eurotiomycetes; Eurotiales; Aspergillaceae. The coding region runs from base 1 to 924 and encodes 307 amino acids. The transcript has 6 exons. The record is from RefSeq and is a predicted model, not a curated record.